AGCACACACGCACAGAUUUCUGAAGCCAGACACAGAGGAGGAGGAUGAGCCAGACUCCGGGAGGCAGUGGUGACACCGCUCCAAGCUGGCGAGCCGAGGUGGCAGGAGCGAGCCGGGAUGUCCGUGCCACCCCCCCUGUGACCCCAGCCCCGCUUCCAGAGGAGCAGAAUUCCUCUAACACAGACUCCUGCAGUCACUCUGCAGUAAGAAAUGGUGUUACAGGAAUCCACACUGCACCAGGAAUAGCGAAGGAAGGAGAAUAAUUUGCUCCCCACACCUCCACCUUGGCUAAUUGUUGAUCUCCCAGUUUAACAUUCCUAUUGUUCCUGCAUCCCAGACUUGAGCUUCUGCUGAUCCCCUGGGCAGAAAAAGGAAAAUUGUUGCUGCUCCAAGCACGAGAAGUGUUGGCUUCAACCUGACAGAGUGUCUGUGUUCAUCCAAGGCUGGUUUGGUGCUUGAGCAGUGGCCCACCCCUCAGCUGCCCUCCAGAGAGCUGUGUUGGUCAAACCCUGAGGGUUCUCAUCUCCAUCCCUGCUCCUUCCCAGCCCACCUCUAUGCCUUUGGACUGCCAGAGAGGAUGUCUGUGCCCCAAAUCCAAAUAGAAGAGGCUCUGGACAGCAUGGAUGCUGGCUCUGGGGGGGUUCCUCCUCCUGAUGAUCACCUGAGGACCCUCAAGGCAUUGACAGAGAAGCUGAGGCUGGAGACCAGGCGCCCUUCCUACCUGGAAUGGAAGGCAAAGCUGGAGGAGCAGGCUUGGAAGAGCCCCCAGCCCCAGGGAGAUGGGGAGGACGAGGCCACCAAGGCCAAAAAGACCCCAGGGGAGACUGUCCCCAUGAGGAAGGUGCAGCUGCACCUCAAUGGGAGCCCUGCCCAGGACAAGGGGACUGUCACCUCGGGGAGAAUAGGUGGCUUUGAGAGCAUUGAUGAAGCUCUGACGUGGCUCAGGAAGGAGCUGGCAGAAAUGCGCCUGCAGGACCAGCAGCUGGCCAGGCAGCUGAUGCGGCUGCGCAGCGACAUCAACAAGCUGAAGAUCGAGCAGACGUGCCACCUGCACCAGCGCAUGCUCAACGAUGCCACCUUCGAGCUGGAGGAGAGGGACGAGCUCGCCGACCUCUUCUGUGAUUUCCCCCUCGUGAGCUCCUUCAGCCUCUCCACGCCCCUCAAGCUCAUCGGGGUCACCAAGAUGAACAUCAACUCGCGGCGGUUCUCGCUGUGCUGAGCCGGGAAGGAUGGGAUGGGGGAGAAGGAGGGAGAGGGUUGUCUCUGCCUCGUGGGUGGGUGAGGAGAGGCCAAGGAGGAGCAGAGGGAGCCAGCAGGGGUGGCUGGCUGGGUGGCAGAGUGGAGGUGGGCGCUGGAAUGGCACGGGGAUCUCGUGGGGAAGAAGCCUGGAGAGCAUCCAGAGCCAACACGUGCACUCAGCUCCUUCGCCAAGUCCCUUCUCCUCCUCUUCCUCCCACAGGAUGCAGCUCGGUGUGGGUGGUUGUGCUCAAAAAAAAAAUAAAAAAUCAAAGGAGGGGUGAAAAAUCAGCCACAAAGCAAAAUCCCUCUUCCCUUCCCUUUCCCUUCCUCCCAGGCUGGAGCAACAAUGUCCCUGUCCUCCAGGGAUGUCCCCUUGGGCACCAACCCUCAGCCCAUGCUGCUCCAAGCACGGCGUCCAUGGGGCUGUUGGGUUGAAGGGUAGCAGCCCCAAGAAGUGGUGAGAAGAUGUGUUUGUUGGAUUGCUCCACAGAGUCCAGGGCACCACAGUUUGGUAUAGAUUAUGGACUCACCACGGGCACAUUCAGAGAUUCCAGCUGAGCAGAGCUCUCCUGUGCACCCUGGAAGUCACAGCCAGAGCAAUACACGUUUCUGAUCCUGUUGGAUCCUGUUGUCAGCCACAAGACACCCUGCAAACGAGGAAAAGUUGCUCCCAAGACAUCUCCUAUCAGAGAAAUCCCCAGGCUGACACCCCCUAACAGCAGCACCAGCAAACCCUGGGCCCUCUGUAGCAACACAAAUCCAUCAGAGAGAGGAACUUCGAGAGGAGAAAAGGGACCUUUGGGUAAUGAACUCAAAAUGGGACAUCAGUUCUAAGGGAGGAACUGCUGUGAUGAGCUUUGGACCUGCAGCAGCACAGAGGGUUCCCUCCCUGCCCAGCAGAAUGUGAGAUGGAUGCUGGAUUUCCUUUUGCCUUUCAGUGCACAAGGCUGCCUGUGCCUGGCACAGGGGGCACAGACCUCUGGUGCUGCCCAGAAAGGGACUCCAGAGGUCUUGCCAUGGCAAUUUUGGGACAGCUGGCAGCCAAGACACAACAGAUCAAGCCUGGAUGCCUUCAGGCUCUCCCCCCUGUGCCCAAUCCUGCUCAAGGUGUGCCUGCCCAUGGCAGGAGGGCUGGAACCAGGAGAUCUUGAUGGUCCUGUCCGACCCAAACCACUCUGUGAUCUCAGCCCCACUCUGCUCUGCUGGAGCAGAGCUGGCUGUGCCCACAGCACCAGCCCAA
This is a messenger RNA of Catharus ustulatus (Swainson's thrush), 2479 nucleotides long. It is a transcript of the gene FAM167A, whose product is annotated as family with sequence similarity 167 member A. The record is from RefSeq and is a predicted model, not a curated record. NCBI's taxonomy places the organism in Eukaryota, Metazoa, Chordata, Aves, Passeriformes, Turdidae. Bases 578 to 1219 code for a protein of 213 amino acids. The transcript has 5 exons.